Molecule: messenger RNA, 1104 nt
Organism: Dendroctonus ponderosae (mountain pine beetle)
Lineage: Eukaryota; Metazoa; Arthropoda; Insecta; Coleoptera; Curculionidae
Exons: 2
Coding region: 87-533 (148 amino acids)
Source: RefSeq, a predicted model, not a curated record
AUUGUCAUUCUCAUUCGCUAAAAAGCGAGUAAUUUUUCCAAACUCGCAAUUGCGACUGCGAUUUGUCUGGUCCGUCUACCAGUUGAAUGGCAUUAGCUGCGACUCGAUGCGCCGCUUUCCAAGUCGGAACGCACGACCGAAACUGUUUACGUUUAAAUUACAUUAAAGGAGUAAUUUGCGUUAAGCCGCCAGUAGCAGUCGUACAUAGAUUUGCAGUAGCACGCAGAUUUCAACAUACCACAAAGGGCUGUGAAACAUGGACGGUGAAGCUGGGAAAACUCCGGAAAUUGGACGCCUUUGAAAUGUGGAUAUACAGGCGAAUGCUCCGUAUACCAUGGACUACCAACACAACAAAUGCGGCAGUUUUAACUAAAAUGAAUACCCGCCAUCCUCAGUUAACAAGUAUCAUGAAGAUAAGAAAAACAGCCUAUCUGGGACAUUUGAUGCGGCACGAGGAGUCCGAACAACUAGAAGUGGUACUAGAGGGAAAGAUUGAGGGUAAGCGAGGCAUGGGGAGAAAGAAAAAGUCCUGACUGAGGAACAUAAGAGAUUGGACAAACAUGGAUGGUAAUACCCUGAUCCAUCGAGCCCAACAUAGAGGAGAAUUAGCCAUAGUGGUCGCCAACCUCAACAGACACGGCACCUGAGAGGAGAAUAAUAUCACCGCAAAAACGGUUAGCGGAGCCACCAGAAUAGCGAUAUUGCGCAUGCUAAUUCUAUGGGAGACUCGUCGGAGAUUCCAUCUAACGAAGAACAACUUUGCAUCAAAGACCCGUCGCUGUCGGGUCGACGGCGGCACGCUCAACUCUCCGGCAUAGUGCCGAAGAUCAACUAUACAUAUCCGCGUAAGAGUACCGCUUCAUGGGGCAGCCCGGGUAUAGACUAUACAUGCAUUUUCAAAUAUUGGACACUUUCCUGAAGAUACAUAUAUGUAAAAAUUACCGACCAUUUACAUAAUUACUAAUUACAAGAAUUAAUAGAUAUUAUUGACACAGGUAUUUGCUCUAUUAUUCAUAAAUAUUAAUAUAAUUAUUAAUAAAGUAAAUAAGACACGACUUAUUUAUACUCAGAUAAUUUAUUCAGAUAAGAAUAUUCAUAUACUUA